AUGGAAUUUGAAAUUUUCGAUCCAUUCAGCGAAUUUAUUGUUAUUAAUGCUUAUUUCGUGGAAAAUAGUGCUGUUUUCUUUUUCGCUGUGGUGUAUUUAGUAGUACCAAAAAUCAUACAAAUAGAUAUAUUAAAAAUAUUAACUAAACAUAUUAAUGGAUUAUAUCAAUUAUGUGAUGGAAUAACGAUUGAUCACCCAGAUUAUAAAAAUAUAGAGGUUAAAACAUAUAUCGAUUCAAAUCAAUUGGUUUUAACAUUAUGUUUGGUGUGUAAAGAUUGGUUAGAUAUCACUUUAAAAAAUAUAAAUGUAUCGGUCAAUUUUAAUAAUGAAGCCCCUAAAUUAAAUUGUAAUUUUAAUAAUGACAAUAUAAAAAUUUUAAAAUUAAAUUAUUUCGAAAAAAAACAAAGAUUUUAUAACUUUUCAAAGAACCCUGAAGAAAGGAAAUUUAUAACACUUGAAAAACUAUCAAAAAAGCUUAAUGAAUAUCAAGGUUUAGAAAAAAUUAUAAUUAGAAAUUGUAUUCAUUCCUAUCAAAUCUAUAAACAAAAUCUAUACAAUGGUAAUGACAUAGAGCAUAGCCCAGAGGUUAUACGGAUGGUUAGAGAACUAAAAAAUAUAUUAGACUCCAAAGGAUAUAAAAAAAUAGAAAUUAUUUUAUUUUUAUUUAGAGUGGACACCUAUAGUUCGUUAGAGAUGAUUCGGGGUUUUUAUAAUUCAGUGUGUCAGAAUGUAAUGAAUAUAGCAAUUGUAAAUAGUAGUCGAAAUAAUGUUAAUGGUGAAGCAAUUAAAAUGUGGUAUAAAACUAUAAAGAAAAUUAUAGUUGUUGAUGAUACUAUAAGAUCUUGCAAUGUUCCAUAUCGAGAAUUAGUAGGCAAUACAGAUUAUAGACAAGAUAUCUAUGUUGGUGGAGACCAGUUUGAUGGUGAUGGAACAAACUAUUUAGAAUAUAUAAGGGACUUUAAAAUUGAAAUGAAUAGUUUUUUAUAUAAAGAGUUAGCUUUAAUUUUAAAAUAUUCACCAAAUUUGGAAAAAAUUAGUUUAAAAUUAUGUAUUAAGAGUUUAAUUUAUUAUUUAUCAAACGAAAAUGAUCUGGACAGGUUAAAACUUAAACUUUGCACAUGUUCUCCCAUAUUUGUAUCAAACUCAAAAUUAGAAAGAUUUAAUAUAAACGAUAAAGUGUUGUUCCAAACUUAUUGGGAAGAUAUUUGUGCAUCUUUAAAAAAUCAUAAGAAUUUAAAUCACAUUACUUUAAAUCAUUCAUGUUUCAUGGCCUAUAUAGAUAAGGUACCAUCGCAAUCAUUUGUUUGUGAAUUUAUUUCAAUGCUAUCAAAUACCCAAAGUUUAAAAUCAUUCUCUCUAUCAGGGUUUAAUAAUGAACCACCACUCGAAAUUUCCCAAUUUAAAGACAUUAAUCAAGAUAUCGAAAAAACAGUUACACAAUACUUUUUCCCAAAAGAUAAUAAUAAUAGAAGUAAUAGUAAUAAUAUCAGCUGGUUUAUUUAA
Molecule: messenger RNA, 1503 nt
Organism: Dictyostelium purpureum
Lineage: Eukaryota; Evosea; Eumycetozoa; Dictyosteliales; Dictyosteliaceae
Exons: 2
Coding region: 1-1503 (500 amino acids)
Source: RefSeq, a predicted model, not a curated record